AUGAUGGCAGUGAACAGCCCGAGUGGGUAUCCCCCACUUUCUCCAAAGCCACUAACUCCAAAAAGUCCUCGGCACUUUGUUUUUCCACAAAAGAGUCCUUCAAUAACCUCUAGUACGUCAUCCUCGGGGUAUUACACGCCUCAGUCAGGUUGCAGUUACGAUAAGCACGGUCCACCUAAAAGUCCUCUUGCUCAUGGUCACCACAGUCCUGCCAGCCCCCGGCAUUUUCACAUUCCACAAGUUGCUGAAUCACCAUCACGUACAAGCCCAAGCAAUUUCGAGCGUCCCCACCAUGGUCUUCAUUACACCACAUCUCUGAAGCACAGCCGGCGAGAAAAGUCCAGAUCCCCGAAGCCACCCCCCGUGCAUAUUCACACAAAUCCGGGUUAUGUAUCCCCGAACCGAACAAGGAAGUUAUUUAGCUCUACUUCCACAGUAAGCUCACCGCGAAUGGUGACUUCACCGAGUAUAAUAUCAAGUCACACUGAUGAUUCAACGGACGCUAUGCCGGGAACGCCUUCAGCGAUUGUCAAUGAUGCUGAUGAUGAAGCUACGGAGACUUCUUCUCGCAUUUGCCGCAAGUCUACUUCGGAUUUGACCGAUUUAACUGACGAUACCCCUCAAACUCGGUCUACGAGCAUCAGUAGACCAUGUUCACCAAUGCGAAGAGGCUCAAUGAAAGGCGGUUUAGCGUAUUUGGCCAGCAGACGCGGUUCAAGAGAAUCAACAAUAUCAAAUUGUGAUUCAGUAGAAGAUAUUGGCCCACUUAAUUUUCAAAACACUAUGCGCGGUCGACAGCGCCGGACUUCAAACUUUUUGGAAUUACCAGUGGUCGAACAUUCAAGACCUCGUGUAUGUUCUCUACCGGAGAAGCCUUACAACCCUCGCUUAUCAGAUGACCUGUAUAGACUUCGUACAUUCUCCAUCACAAACAAAGGGGGCGUUGUCAACUGUGGGGACUCAAUCUGCAACAGACGCAGUCGAUCUAAUACAUCUGUAAAUUCUACUAAUAGCCGUGCAUCAGACAGAUCACCAUUCGAUGGCUCAUGCUGUUCAGGAUACCGGCCUGUGGACUCCGCCAGCCUUGAUACACCUGAUGAAGAUGACCUUGAUCCGAUACCAAAGUAUCGCGUUGUGUUGCUUGGUGACGCGGGUGUUGGUAAGACUGCUUUAGUCUCACAAUUUAUGACCUCAGAAUACAUGAACACCUACGACGCUAGUCUUGCUAAACGUGAUGAUGAAUUUGGUGAAAAGUCGGUGUCUGUGCUAUUGGAUGGAGAGGAAUCGGAACUUAUAUUCAUUGAUCAUCCCAGCACAGAAAUGUCGGUUGAAAAUUGCUUAUCAACGUACGAGCCGCAUGCAUGCGUCGUGGUUUACUCCGUAGUAGCCAAGAGCUCAUUCAUAAGAGCUGGAGAACUAUUAUCAUAUCUUGCCAGAGAACAGUUCACUGUUGAUAGAACAGCUGUUCUGGUUGGAAAUAAGGCGGACCUGGCUAGAGCUAGACAAGUAUCUACCAACGAGGGUAAGGCACUGGCCACAUCCAAGGACAGCAAAUUUAUAGAAACUUCGUCUGGAAUACAACACAAUGUCGAUGAACUACUGGUUGGUAUCCUGAAACAAAUACGCUUAAAGGAAAGUCGGGACAAAAAGCAAGCGAAGAAGAACAAUAAGCAGGAAUCCAAACCAUCUAAGCUGGCGAGCUCACGAACCCACAUUUCUCUCAGCAUCGCGCGGGAAUUACUACAGAAGAUCUGCAUAAACGACAUAUCGAAGUCAAAAUCUUGUGAAAAUCUGCACGUUUUGUAA
Molecule: messenger RNA, 1806 nt
Organism: Danaus chrysippus (African queen)
Lineage: Eukaryota; Metazoa; Arthropoda; Insecta; Lepidoptera; Nymphalidae
Source: the annotation of a GenBank genome assembly